Messenger RNA from Acinonyx jubatus (cheetah), 2124 nucleotides. It is a transcript of the gene HIBCH, whose product is annotated as 3-hydroxyisobutyryl-CoA hydrolase. Gene Ontology annotation, cellular component: mitochondrion. The transcript has 14 exons. Lineage: Eukaryota; Metazoa; Chordata; Mammalia; Carnivora; Felidae. Gene Ontology annotation, molecular function: 3-hydroxyisobutyryl-CoA hydrolase activity. The record is from RefSeq and is a predicted model, not a curated record. Bases 565 to 1638 code for a protein of 357 amino acids. Gene Ontology annotation, biological process: L-valine catabolic process.
AACAAAGAAGAUAGAAGUUUAUUGACUAUAUCGUAAGGGAGCCGCGAGCAGGACUGCAUGGAAGAGGCUGCACGGAGGCCGUGAAUGGGCCUGUUUUUAAAGGGGAAAGUUGAGGAGGUGUGGCCACGUAUGGAAUUCAUUCCUUGGCAACUGUGCCUAGUGGUAAGUAGCUCAUUGGUCGGUUAGGGCCACUAAAUAUCUCGAGAUGGGUCGCCUGAUGGGCCGAUAUGUAUUCUGCGUUCCGUUGCUCAAGCCUGUGUGCCUAAAAGCGGUCUCCCCAGGGCACACACAACUUUCUUUACUUUUGACUCCCAUUUCUUUCCUUUCUUCAAAGCUGAGUAUAGUUUGGGGGGACACGCGGGGUUUCAACGCGGAGGAUUUUCGUGCUGUGUUUUGUGCGGCUAACAAACGCUCCUGCUUUGGCGGCUGUUAGACCUGUGCACGUGGUGUGCCUUUCUCGUUCAGUUCUGUUGGCUGGCUCCAGCGUUAAUACAGGUGUACGGAACAUCCAGGUUUAAUUCAUUCAAAAGGACGAAUAUCAUACUGCAACAUUUGAGAAGGUCUAUGCACAUGGAUGCAGCAGGAGAAGUACUACUGGAAAGAAGAGGUUGUGCAGGAGUGAUAACACUAAACAGACCAAAGUUCCUAAAUGCAUUAAACCUUAAUAUGAUUCGGCACAUUUAUCCACAACUAAAGAAUUGGGAACAAGAUCCUGAAACUUUCCUGAUCAUUAUAAAAGGAGCUGGUGGAAAGGCUUUCUGUUCUGGGGGUGAUAUCAGAGUGAUCUCAGAAGCUGGAAGGGCAAACCAGAAGAUAGCUCAAGAUUUCUUUAGAGAAGAAUAUAGGCUGAACAAUGCCAUUGGUUCUUGCCAGAAACCAUAUGUUGCACUUAUUCAUGGAAUUACAAUGGGUGGGGGAGUUGGUGUCUCAGUUCAUGGGCAAUUCCGAGUGGCUACUGAGAAGUCUAUUUUUGCAAUGCCAGAAACAGCAAUCGGACUCUUCCCUGAUGUGGGUGGAGGUUAUUUCUUGCCACGACUUCAAGGAAAACUUGGUUACUUCCUUGCGUUAACAGGAUUCAGACUGAAAGGAAGAGAUGUGUAUGCAGCAGGAAUUGCGACACAUUUUGUGGAUUCUGAAAAGUUGGGCAUGUUAGAAGAAGAUUUGAUAGCCCUAAAAUCACCUUCAAAAGAAAAUAUUGCGGAUGUCUUAGAAGCUUACCAUACAAAGUCCAAGAUUGAUCAAGACAAGUCUUUUAUACUUGAGGAACACAUGGACAAAAUAAACAGUUGCUUCUCAGCCAAUACUGUGGAACAGAUUAUUGAAAAUUUACAGCAAGAUGGUUCAUCUUUUGCCUUAGAACAGUUGAAGGUAAUUAAUAAAAUGUCUCCAACAUCCCUAAAGAUCACACUAAGGCAACUCAUGGAGGGGUCUUCAAAGACCUUGCAAGAAGUAUUAAUUAUGGAAUAUCGGCUGAGUCAAGCUUGUAUGGGAGGCCAUGACUUUCAUGAAGGUGUUAGGGCAGUUUUAAUAGAUAAAGACCAGAGCCCAAAAUGGAAACCGGCUAAUCUAAAAGAAGUUACUGAAGAAGAUUUGAAUAGUUACUUUAAAUCUCUGGCAAGUAACGAUUUGAAAUUAUAAAGUGGCUGGAUUUUUAAGGGAUUAUUUUGGAGCAGAUGUUGGCAAACUAUGGCACAUGGGCCAGAUCUGGCCUGCUGCCUGUUAUUUAUUUUUCCACCAGCUAAGAAUGGUUUCUGCAUUUUUAAAUGGUUAGAGGAAGAAAGCAAAUACUAAUAUUACAUGAUGUGUGAAAAUUACAUGAAAUUCAAGUAUCAGUGUCCACAAAUGAAGCUUUAUUGGAACGUAACUAUACUCAUCUCUACAUAUUUUCUAUGGGUGCUUUGAGUAGUUGCAACAGAGAUUGUCAGGCUAGCAAAGCCUAAAAUAUUUACUGUGUGAUCCUUUGCAGAAAAUGUUUGCCAACCCCUGCUUUAUAGAUGGGAAAAUUUGAAAUUCUUUAGAGAUUGUGGAGUUGAAAUCUCUAAUUGAAAUGGGAACCUUAUGUUUUGGCUUUGGGUAGUAGUUUGUACAUUGAUUAAAUAAACCUAUAUAUAGAUGAUUAAGAAA